Scedosporium apiospermum is the source of this 1176-nucleotide messenger RNA. RefSeq lists its product as uncharacterized. Bases 1 to 1176 code for a protein of 391 amino acids. The record is from RefSeq and is a predicted model, not a curated record. The transcript is spliced from 3 exons. Gene Ontology annotation, molecular function: nucleotide binding. NCBI's taxonomy places the organism in Eukaryota, Fungi, Ascomycota, Sordariomycetes, Microascales, Microascaceae.
AUGGCAACCGGAGCUCCCUACACUGUGAAAUGGGGCAUCAUGGCCACCGGCUGGAUCGCCGAGGUCUUCAGCAGGGACCUCCUCACCAACCCCGCCACCCGCUCCGUCCACGACGUCGCCCACACCAUCACAGCCGUCGCCUCCCUGCAGGGCCCGUCCCGCGCCGCCGACUUCCUCAAGAAGAUCGACGGCCCCGCGGACGCCGCCACCUACGGCACCUACGCCGAGCUCGUGGCUGACCCCAACGUCGACAUCAUCUACGUGGCCACGCCGCAUAGCCACCACUUCCAGAACGCCAUGCUGGCUCUCGAAGGCGGCAAGAAUGUGCUCUGCGAGAAGGCCCUGACUGUUACGGAGGCGCAGGCGCGGAAGCUUGUUGAGAAGGCUAGGGAGAAGGAUCUUUUCUUUAUGGAGGCUGUGUGGACGAGGUACUUUCCUUGGAGUAUUAGGAUUAGGGAGCUUGUUAAGGAGGGUGCCAUUGGCAAGGUUCACAGGGUCAUUGCUGACCUGUCCAUCGCUGAGGCCAAUGACGACGGCAGCCUCACCUUCCCUGAAACCAACCGCAUGAUCAACACCCAGCUCGCCGGCGGCGCCCUUCUCGAUCUCGGCAUCUACUCACUCACCUGGGUCUUCCAAAUCCUCUACCACCUCCAACCCCCCGCAGAAAAAGAAGCCCCGCAAGUCCUCGCCGCCGUCACCAAGCACACCACGGGCGCCGACGACCUCACGUCCAUCAUCACGCACUUCCCCAAGCACAAGUCGACGGGCAUAGCCCUCACGUCUCUGCGCGUCGGCACCGACCCGGACGGCUCCAACAGCGGCGGCCCCUCCAUCCGCAUCCAGGGCACCAAGGGCGAGAUCGCCGUCAUCGGCCCCGCUUACCGCCCGGAGAAGUACCAGGUCAUCAAGAAGGGUGGCGGCGUCGAGACUUUCGAGUGCGUCGUGCCCAAGGAUGAGGCGCGGGGCUGGGGACAUGGGAUGUUUUGGGAGGCGGAUGAGUGUGCGCGGUGCUUGAGGGACGGGAAGAAGCAGAGUGAUUCGAUGCCUUGGGAGGAGAGUGUCGUUAUCAUGGGAGUUAUGGAGAAGGCUUUGAAGGCUGGGGAGGUGGAGUAUCCGGAGCUCAUCACGACGGACGUUUUUGAUCCGCAGAGCCCGCUUAAUGUGGGUAAGGCGUGA